UUUUAAUAAAAGAUGUUUUUCUUUGACUAUUCGAGUGACGAAGAGGAGAAAUCAUUGACUCUCCCACAAAUCCCAGAUUGUUUGAUAAAUAGGAAUCUUGAUGUAGGAUUGGGUGUUCCAAGCCCUCCCAUCUUUCCUCAAGAGAACUCUCAUUUUAGUAGCUUUAAUGAACCACAAAUGAAUGAGACUGAUAUCCCUGGUGAACACAGUAAGGAAACUUCUGAAGAUAUGACCAAACUCCAGAUUAAGAGAAUGAAGAGCAAGCUGAGGUCAAAGCGGUCUAGAGACCGCAAAUAAAUUGUACCUUGAGAAUCUUGAAGCUAAAGUUAAGGAGCUUGAAAAAGAAAAUACGAGGCUGAAUAAAUUAAUAAAGAAUUACCAAAGAAACAAAGUCUUGGAGAGGGACACCAGAGCAGAAUUUGAGGAAAAAGUUCAUUCCCAGAGGGAAAAAAUAUUGAAAAAGUUCAUGGAUCCCCAAACAGGCAAAUAUAACGAGAAGACUACUUUUAACCUCUCAGAGAACUUUCGUCGAAAAUCUCCAAAAAUCUUGGAGACUCAUUUAAAAAUUCUAAAUGAUAGUUUUGAGGGUCUUUUGCAAAAUCUUUAUCCAAAUUUUGCAGUUUAUUACUUAAAAGACUUGACUAGUGAGUAUCUAAACGAAAAGAUCAAAGAUUAUGAAGUACUUCGCAAGUUCAAUAAAUUGACGAAGUAUCAGGUACCUGAAUAUCUGAAAGAGCACAAUAUGAACACAUGAGAUUUCUUCAUAGCUUCUAUGAAUCCUGAUAAAAGACAAUAUAAUUUCUUUAGGCAGAAUUUCCUGCCAAGAGCCUUCCAGAUCAAGGAAUCCAUUAUAGAAGGAGUCAAACUUUUGCUUAAGGGCAAGGAAAUUUUGAUACAAAAUACUUGAGAAUUAUAUGCAUGUAACGGCCUUCUCUUAAAGUCAGGAAUUUUCAGUGAUAAGCAGCUUAUCAACUCAGAUUUUGCAUCUUUGGAUACCUCAAUGUUUGACCUCGUACAAAAAUGGAAAUGGGGAGUCAAGAGGGAAGGCAAAAUUUACUCCUAUGAUAUGUCGAAAGACUCUUAUCUAGCGAAGAGUACUAAAAAGCAUUUUGACAAGAGCGAUUACAUUGUUUCCAUCAAGGGUGAGUGCUUUAGCCUCUAAAUUAUGCACAAAUGAUUAAUUUCCAAGGCUACCGAGCGAAGCUCGGUCAGUCUUGUUGGAAAUAUAUUUCAUUAUAAUUUGUCUGGUAACGCGGCUCAUUGC
Moneuplotes crassus is the source of this 1264-nucleotide messenger RNA. Lineage: Eukaryota; Ciliophora; Spirotrichea; Euplotida; Euplotidae. The record is from the annotation of a GenBank genome assembly.